GGGGAGGGCGGGAGGCGGGUGCCGCCUUCCCCCGCAAAACAAAAGGGAGCGGCGGCGGCGGCGGUGAGAGCGGCUGGGAAGGUCGGAGGGGAUCGUUCCCCGCUGCGCGGCACUGGCCGGUGAGCCGAGCUCCCCUCCGCGCUGCCGCCAUGUCCCGCCGCAGCCAGCGCCUUGUCACCAGCCGCUAUUAUCCCGGGGACGAUGAUGCCGCGACCAGCAGCAGCAGCACAUCUCUGCUGGGUGGGACACAGCUCCCCUUCAAGGAGACCACCGGCAGGACGAUCAGGAGAAAAUCGGGUAGCACUAAGCGCCUCUCUCCCGCCCCCAGCACCCAAACCUCCUACUAUAGCGAGUCCAUGAUGAGCGAGUCCUACCUGGGGGGCAGCCGGGGCCUUGCUGCCCUGGGUAGCUCCAUGCUGGAUGAUGACCUGGACAGCAGCACUUACUGGGGUGGAGAGCUCUCCACCAGGAGGAGAAGAGGCACAGGGGACACCGAGUCCAGUAAGAUCAAUGGGGUGCUGGAGAGCAAAACGUACGACACCUACACGUCUUCAUCCGGGUACUCCUCGGAGGACGACUACGCUGGUCACUAUUACUCAGGCCAGAGUAGCUCCGGGUCAGGUCUGAGAACUGCAGCCUCCCGGGUGGGCUCCUUCCUCUGGCAGGUGUUCACCUCCCCAGUUCGGUUCAUGGGGUGGCUGUUCUCAGGGCUGGCAGGGGCCUGGUGCCGCCUCACCGGCACAGCUUCCCACCUGGACAGUGUCCCCUUCUCCAGGCGCUACCCACGUCUGAAGAGGUCCCUGCUGCUGCUGCUGCUCCUCCUGCUCCUCGCUGCUGCUGCCUAUGGAGCUUGGUACUUCUAUCCAUACGGGCUGUCGACACUCAGCCUGCCUUCCUUCCCGUGGUGGGGAGCUGGAAAGCUUUCCUCCUCCUCUGACAUUCCUGGGGCAGGCGACCUGACCACAUUGGACCAGGGGGGACAUCGACUCCUGGCUCGCUUCCACUCCCUGGAGAAGCGCUUUGAGGCACUGGAGGCCGAGCUGUCGCGGUGGGAGCUGCGUCGUGGGGCGGCAGCAGUGACAACAGGGGGAGAGCCACCCCCGGGGGACAUCCUUGCACUGCUGGAGGGGCUGGUGAGCCGCCGGGACGCGGGGCUGAAGGAGCAUCUCCGCACCGACAUGGCCAACCAGCUCCAGGGCGAGCUGGAUGUGCUUCGAGCCCAGGUGCAGAGGGAUUUAGACGGGCGCCUGGACAAGAUGGCACAAGCUUCCCGGGAGAUGGAAGUGCGCUUGCUGGAGCUGAACUCAGAGUGGCAGAGCUCGGUGCAGGAGAGCCUGCAAAGGACCUUCCAGCAGGAGGUGGGCAAGCUGGAGCAGGAGGUGGCAGUGCUGAGGAGGGAGCUGGCAAGCCUCAAGUCAGACCAGGAGGUGAUGGGGAAGCACGUGAAGGGGAUACUGGAGCAGCUGAAGACAGUGCGGGCUGAUGUGGAAGCGCAGUUCCCAGUGUGGAUCAGUAGGUUCCUGUCACAGUCCCAGCAGGAUGGUGCUGCUGCCUUCAUCCUCCAGCGGGAAGACUUGCAAGCGGAGCUCCAGACUCUGGAGCACAAGAUCCUUGCAAAAGUCCUGGAGGACCGGAGACUGUCAGCACGGGAUGCUCAGGCUGGUAUUGGAGUGGCCCUGCGGCAAGGAGGGGCUGCAGGAGUGACAGAGGAGCAAGUGCAUCUCAUCGUGGACCAGGCCCUGAAGCGCUACAGCGAGGACCGUGUGGGGAUGGUUGACUAUGCCCUCGAGUCAGCAGGGGCCAGCGUCAUCAACACUCGCUGCUCAGAGACCUACGAGACGCGGACGGCGCUGCUGAGCAUGUUCGGCAUCCCCCUGUGGUACCAAUCGCAGUCCCCCCGUGUCAUCCUUCAGCCCGACGUCAACCCUGGGAACUGCUGGGCGUUUCGUGGCUCCCAGGGCUUUGCUGUCAUCCGCCUCUCUGGCAUUAUCCGCCCCACAGCCGUGACGCUGGAGCACAUCCCGAAAGCCCUCUCGCCGCAGGGGACCAUCCCCAGUGCCCCCAAGGACUUCGCUGUCUAUGGUUUAAAGGAAGAAGGAGAGGAGGAGGGCCUUCUCUUUGGACAGUUCACCUACAACUACGAUGGCGAUCCCAUCCAAACAUUUUAUUUGGAGGGUGACUCCAUGGGCACCUACCAGCUGGUGGAGCUCCGGGUGCUGAGCAACUGGGGCCACCCUGAAUACACCUGCAUCUACCGCUUCCGUGUGCACGGGGAGCCGGCACACUGACCCCGGCCCACGCGGGAUGAGGAUGCUGCCGGGCUGGCAGCAGGAGGGGAUGUGUCUGCUUCACUGCUUUGCACCUAGAAAUCCUGGCAAGUGCCAGCAGCUGCCCCUGGAAGCUGCUCCCCUGGAGGGAGGAGAAGAGCUGGUGUUGAAGGGGUGAGGCUUUCACUCUUCGAAGGACCGGGGUGGUGAGGCAAGAGCAUCCCACGUGGGUCCUAGCGCAGCCUGGCUUGUUUUCAGUGCAUAUGGGACAUUUUAACUUUUGAAGCUAACUUUGUAUUGGGUUUGCACUGCCCCUCUUCCCUGUUGUCCCACUCCUUUCUAGCAUGGCCAGGGCUGGGGACAGGGGUGUGUCAUUUUGUGAUGUGCUUCAUGUGGGCUUGGGUGCAGGAGAUCAGAGUGUGGGACCACAGUGCCUGACUCAGUGCUGCCAGAGUAGGUGGGAGCCACUGGUCGUGGCCACCAAGUCCCCUCCACACAGGGUCACUUUUCUUGCCUUGGUGUUGGUUUUGGUGAAUAUCUCCAGCCUCCAAUGCUGGGCUGGCAGAGAGGAAAUAGUAUUAAUGAAGUGUUAACUAAAAACUAAUGGUUUGGGCCAGCAGGAGGAGAGGCAUGUGGCACAUGUUGGUGGCAGAGCCCACCUUGGUGCUGCCACCCAUCCACUCAAGCCCUGCUGCUGACAGCAGCUGAGUUGGGUCUUACUGAUGCUGUUGGCCUCCCUGGCUGGCUGCCUCCCCAGUGUUAAGCUUGGUGAUGCUAUUGAAAAUUCCUGUUGCCUGCUUUUCAUUUGGGGUUUGUUCUGAUAUUUUUUUUGAAGAGGGGUGGGGAGGGGAGCUAUUUUCUAGUUGGGGUGUUGGGGUUGGUUUUUUUGGGGGGGGGGGAUUUGUAGUAACAAAGGGAAAAAAGACUUUUUCCAUGCAAUUUGUACUUAACCAGAGAAUGUUACAUGGUCCCACUUGGAUGAGUGGCUUAGAUGGGGAAAGGGCUAGAGCUUUGUUUAGUAGAAUAGCAUACACAGUAGGAUAAGCUAGAAGAUGAGCAGAGCCGUUUAAAAUACGGGCCUCACGUUGUUGGUGGCUUGGUAGCUAGACUUGGUGGUGGGGUGCUGGAGGCAUUCCUGCCCUCCUUGCUCUGGAUGUGCUCUGAGACUGCAAUGGUUGGCUGUGGCCUCUUGCCCAUGGCUGCAUCUGUGUAUACUUGACUGUUAGCAGCAAGUGGAGCUGCUGCCCCAGGGCUCUGCAGGGAGCCUGGGGGGAGACAGGGCAAUCACCAGGGCUUGCAGGUGCCAGUGUGCAGAGCCACCCUCCCCCUGCAGGGCUCCCUCAGCUCUCCUGUCCUCCAUGGCAGAUGGCUGUGCGGGCUGACCUCCUUUCUCUUGGAAGGGCUCCCUUUUCCUCCUACCUCUCCUUACUGGCAUUGCACUGUUCUCUGAGCCCUGGCUGUGGGAGGACUGGGCUGGAGCAGGAGGGGGAGUUCUGCCUGCAGUGGGCAUGUAAAUCUUGCUUGUACUGUUGGGAUGGGUGGAGGCACUGCAGGGGUUUGCAGGAAGGAUGCACAGGGACCUUCCCCAGGCUGAGGGGUGCUAGGGCCAUCUGGCCCCUCCACCUCCUGGCUGCCUGCAUCACACAGCUAGGCUUAUGUUCUUGGAUGAUGUUAACAGCCUCCAGGUUUGUGUUGUGUUUCACUGAAAGAAAAGCUUAAGGGCUUAUGGUCAGUGCUGGUACCAUCCUUCCCCUGACACUGAGAGCACCAUGUAUUGAUUCCCACUCUGGUGGUCUCUUCUUGAAGCACUGUAGGCAUAGAGGAGGAGGAGGACGAGGGGCUGAAGAAGUGUCUCCUUUCAGCAUCACCUGAUGGGCAUCAGGCAGAGCUGCUGAGCCUUGACUCCCUCCAUGCCAGCCUGGGAGAGUGAGGGUGAUGGCAGCACAUCAACAGGUUAAAAUUACCCUGUGGAGCCUCUUGCAGAGCUGGGAGGCCCUGCUGAAGGAAGAAAGCUGACCUGGAGCCAGAGCCAGGACUAUAAAUUCUCUCCUAUAUUGAGCGUAGUCUUAAUUCUUGGCAUCCACAGGCAAAGUUAUUUUAAACUUGUCUACAGCUGCCUGCUUGCCUUGGAGUCCUGUCCAUGAGUGCACUGAGCACAUGGAGCUUUGCUUUUAUGAAUGCCUAGACCUGUUCUGGGCUUGGCAGACCAGCUCCUGUAUUUAUUUGAAUGAUAAAGAGAAAGCAGAGAUGAAGCUCUCCCUUUUCUCACCUUUCUCUGGCUCCUGGAGCAAAAGCUGUAACCAUGAGCCUGGGAAAAGCCCUUUUCUUACAUUCCUUCUGGCUCCCUAGUCUCUGGCUUGGACUGUAAGAACAGACAAGGUCUUAGCCCAAGAAAAAAAUGAUUUUGUGGUAAAUCAGGCAUGCUGAUGAGAGGCAGGAAAGGUGACCUCUUCCCCUGAAAAUGGAGUUGUAGUGGGAUCUCUGCUCCUUCCACGUGGGUGUUAACUGCUGUGCCUGGGUUAGGGAGCAUUUGGCUUUACAGUGCAAGCUUGCCCUGUCCCUUGGACAUGAAAAUCUUUGCUGUUCGAAGUAAAACUCCUUGGAGCCACCAGUGAGAGCUCAUCCUGGGGCUUCAUGCUCUUUUUUAGCUGGUUUUAGAGGCCUCACCAGGCCAUCUGUGUGAGGAUCCCCAGGAACAUAUGCUGAGGCUACAUGUGGGAUUUCAGCCCCCAAAUUCAGCAUCGGUGCUGGGCUGCAGCCUGAGCCCCUGUGCCAAGUGCCAGAAGCCGCUGGCUCUUGAAAUUGUAGCUUGCAGCAUUUAUGCAGCACUUCCCAGAGCUGCCAAAGAAGAGAGCACAGAAAACUGCUGCUUCAGCAUGUGCUUCUCUGCCCAGGGGUAUUUAAUCCUAGAGCUGAUGCUGAAGAUGAGCCUGGUGAGGCAGGAGAAAUGCAGAACAGCUGUGGGAGCAGAUUUCUCUUAUUUACUCCAUUUCCCUCCUCUAUUCUCCCUCCUUCUCAGUUUGCCCUACACACGUGUUAUGAACUAGCCCUGCAGAAACAGAUGGUUACAGACAGGAGUUUGUGUUUGAUGCUGUAGCCUAUUGCAAAUGCUGCACUGUUUUGUUCCUUUUAUUUUUUAAUCAAGAGAUUGUAAUUUAUGCCUAUGCAAGAAAAAAAAAAAAAAGACCAUGACAUAAAUUAUAUCAAAACUGC
This is a messenger RNA of Serinus canaria (Common canary), 5480 nucleotides long. It is a transcript of the gene SUN2, whose product is annotated as Sad1 and UNC84 domain containing 2. The coding region runs from base 150 to 2288 and encodes 712 amino acids. The record is from RefSeq and is a predicted model, not a curated record. Gene Ontology annotation, molecular function: protein-membrane adaptor activity. Gene Ontology annotation, biological process: nuclear envelope organization. The transcript is spliced from 18 exons. NCBI's taxonomy places the organism in Eukaryota, Metazoa, Chordata, Aves, Passeriformes, Fringillidae. Gene Ontology annotation, cellular component: meiotic nuclear membrane microtubule tethering complex; nuclear envelope.